Trachemys scripta elegans is the source of this 2897-nucleotide messenger RNA. RefSeq names its product achaete-scute family bHLH transcription factor 3 (gene ASCL3). The transcript is spliced from 3 exons. Gene Ontology annotation, molecular function: DNA-binding transcription factor activity, RNA polymerase II-specific; RNA polymerase II transcription regulatory region sequence-specific DNA binding; protein dimerization activity. The coding region runs from base 2013 to 2540 and encodes 175 amino acids. Gene Ontology annotation, biological process: developmental process; regulation of transcription by RNA polymerase II. The record is from RefSeq and is a predicted model, not a curated record. Lineage: Eukaryota; Metazoa; Chordata; Testudines; Emydidae.
GUGCCUAAGAUUAUAAAUGAUGUGCAUUGUUUGUAAAUGUUCAAUGCUUGGGUGACGGAAAGAAUGGCUCAGAAAACUGCUAAUAUACAGAGUGCUUCUAACCUCUGAUUCAAAUCCAGGUCCAGGCAGUAGUGGCUGCAAGUUAUCACCCAUCUGAGGGUUCUGUGCUGUGUAAAAUGAGCUAGCAUCAGUCCAAUUUCUAGUGAGAGUUCACAUAAAAUCACCAGUUAUUACUGCCUGGCACUCUUCUUGGCAUUUUAAACAGCAAGGUGGAGGACUAAGUGGGCACAGAAACUUAAAUUGGCUGUUGCAGCUAGAGCUAGUCCAUCCAUAUUAGCAUUUGAGACACUAGCAGGGCCACAUAAAGGCACUUCCAUACUAGCAGAAUCAUGAGUAUUAACCCCCCUCUCCCCCGCCCCCAAAUCCCAGUAACAUGUAGCCACUAACCAAUGAAAGGUUAACACCAGUGGGCUGACAGUACAAGUAAUCAAAGUUCAGGAACUACUGUUCCUCUUCCCCCCCAACCCCGACACACACAGUACCCAAACUGGUGACAAUGAUGCACUUGACAUCCAUUGAGAAGAAACAGUUGCAGUUCCUUGUUGCAAGGGUUCCUAUUGCCUACCACUUCAGAUAGCAGCAGCGGCGGAAGCAUUGCUCCUUGAUUGCUUGCCUGCCUGCCUGUCUGCCUUCCCUCACAAGACAUCAGCAGGUGAAGUGAAUUUUUAGGGAGAUAAACAGAGGUCCCUACUGCGAAGGCGUGAGGAUAUUUUGAAUCCCAAAGACUAAUCUUUGUUCAGAUGCAAAGACCGCUUCAAGCAGAAUCGAUUCUCUUAAGGCUUGAAUGGGCCUUACCAGGAAAGAAGAGUGUGUAUGCGCUUGUCUCUUAGUAGUGGAUUAGCUGUCACUAAUUUUACUGUGUAUUUCAAGUGUUCAAGAUAAGACUCUGCAGUAUUAUGAUCUAUAGCAGGUCUGAUUAGUAAAUGAGUCCCAAAUUUAAAAAAAGGCUACCUUCCUCAUACUAGACUAGAAUUGAGGCUUUCAAAAUGAGUUAAUUUACACAUACUGAAUUCUAGUUAGAACUUGUCUAUAAUACUUGGUAUAAGUUAUAUAAACUCAUUUAGCACAAUUAAUAGGUAAUAGUUGCCCACUUAGAGUUGCACUUGCUGGUAAGGAUGCUGCAAUUCUGUGUUAGGGUUCCCUGGUUCUCGCCUCAGCUCCACCCUGACCCUAGGAUUCCCUGGUUCUCGCCUCAGCUCCACCCUGACCCUACUCUAGGAACUGUUCACAAAUUAGGGAUAGCCAGUGGGAUACACACCAUCUGUAUGGCUACUGGGAAUCCUCCUGAGAGGAUAUCCAGGCAGUUUCUAUUCCUCAAGUAAUGGAAAGGAGUGGAGAAGGGUUGAGAAUCUGGCCCAAUGUUGAGAUUUUGGGAUUAGCACACCAAAGUGGCAAUUUAAAGAUUACUCAAAGCAAGAUCUAUCUUGUGACACUACCAUAAAAUCAAUCUAGUUGCAGAUACCAACAUCAUAUAGCCUCUUGUUCAAAUAUAUUGAGAUUUCUGUAUUUAACAAUGAAAAUCUAACUGAAGUGCUAACUAGUUUUUACUCUGUUAAAUAUUUGGGUGUAAAAUUCAAUUAAAUGAAAAGUGCAUUCAUUAUAGCAAAUUGCUAUAGCAUAUGGAUCCAAGGGCUAUAACUAAAAUAUGUUGCUGAUUACUUUCUAAGAUAGCUCAAUUGUAUCUAAUACAUUGAAAUGUUCUAGCCCAUAAUUCUAAUAUUUGUUGCCAUUAUAGCUACAGUGUGGGUGGAAAAAGCUAAACCAGAAAAGAGCAGAUCUAAGUGUAAGCUACUUUGCAUAUUGUCAAUUGACUAUAAAUUACACCAGUCUUUGACUCAACAAAACAGCAUUGGAACUACAUAGUUCAGACAUUUUGAGCAGCCUGAAAAUUCUGUUUCCUUGGAUUACUUGAGAAUUUUCUCCAUCUCAAAACAGGUUAAACACAAAACUCAAUGGAUAGUAAAAGCUACUGUAACUUCAUGGACAAGUUGUCCAUCUACGACUCACAACAUGUACAACUGACUAGGCCUUUCGGUGGGGACCCUUUUGUCACGUUUCAUGUGUACCCUGAGACACCUACCCAGUUCACUUGCUCUGAGGAUUUGCCACUACUUCCUUUUACAUCUGAGGAGUUGAUCACACAGAACUUCUAUACUGAUCCUUGCAACUUUCCUUACCAAGCGGCCCAGGCUAAUUAUGGCAGAGGUGACUAUUCUUAUGGACCAGCUUUCAUCAGAAAGAGGAAUGAAAGGGAAAGGCAGAGGGUUAAGUGUGUCAACGAAGGAUACGCCAAACUCCGACGUCACCUGCCUGAGGAAUACUUAGAGAAACGGCUCAGCAAAGUAGAAACACUUCGAGCUGCAAUAAAAUACAUUCACCAUCUACAAUCUGUUCUGUACAGUGAUUCUGCAGUGACAGAGAAGAAUAACCUGGAACUGGGCCAUACUUCCAAGGCAAUUGCCAGAGAGAUCCAGUUUUGAGGACUAUCUGAACUGCUCCAGGGAAGAAAAAUAAUCACAGCUGAGGCUAACAACAAUCACAUUAUUGGUGACACAAAUAUUUCUGUGAAACUGCCACAUUUUAUGAACUGUACAAGGCACACAUCUCUACCAGUCUACUGGGGAAAGAGUUUAAAUUAACCUACAGGGGAUUACACUGAGAUGAGAAAUACUAAUCUACAGGAAAAUUAAAUGUAAACUCUUUUAGUUAAUUCAUGGAAAUUAGAAAAAAAUCCUUUAACUUUGUUAGUUGGAAACCGAAAGUAUGACUAUAUAUCAUUUUUCAGAAAGGAGCAAAUGUAUACGCCAUCUCAGUCUGCACAUUUUAAAUAAAGUGUA